UCCCACCAGCAGGCAGCAUGUCCAUCCAAGAGGAGCUGAGGAGUCGCAGGUUCUGGCGUUCAGUCUUGGCAGAACUGGUCGGUUCCCUGAUCCUGGUCUCGGUUAUCCUGGGUGCCUCUGCCCCUGGGCAGGAAGACGGAGUUCCAGUCCUGAUGCAGGUGGCUGUAGCUGCUGGCUUUUCAGCACUCAGCCUGAUCCACUGCUUUGGAGAAAUCAGCGGGGCACAGAUGAACCCAGCUGUCACCCUCGCCUUCUUGUGCACCAGGAAGCUGGACUUUCUCCAGUUCGUGUCCUACCUUCUGGCACAGUGCCUUGGCGCAGUGAUUGGAUCGGGGAUAAUCUACAUGUCACUCCCGGUCAAGUCAACAUCAAGGCUUUUAGUCAACAUGAUCAACAAAGAUGGAAAUGCUGGCCAAGCAUUGGCAAUGGAGAUUUUUGCCACAUUCCAGCUGGUUUUCACAAUAUUUGCUGUGGAUGAUCAUCGGCGCAGGGAAGUGGGAGAGCCUGGAAAUCUGGCAAUAGCCUUUAGCCUGACGACAGGAAUCCUGGCAUCGGGAAAGUUCUCAGGAGGCAGCCUGAAUCCUGCAAGAUCACUUGGACCAGCAGUAAUCACUGGACUCUGGGAGCAUCACUGGGUGUACUGGAUUGGCCCCAUCCUUGGUGCUGUUCUCGGUGGUAUUUCUUACGAGUUCUUUUUUGCCUCCAGUGCCUCCCAAGAGAAGCUCAUUGCCUGUAUCACCUGCAAAGAUAUUGAGAUUGUGGAAACGGCCAGUGUGUCCCGGUCAUCAUUGUUGACGGUCACCCAGUCUGCAAUGCGAGUGAAACCGACUGCAAAAGUGCAGGACCACAGUUAA
This is a messenger RNA of Pristis pectinata (smalltooth sawfish), 854 nucleotides long. RefSeq names its product aquaporin-4. Gene Ontology annotation, molecular function: water channel activity. NCBI's taxonomy places the organism in Eukaryota, Metazoa, Chordata, Chondrichthyes, Rhinopristiformes, Pristidae. Bases 18 to 854 code for a protein of 278 amino acids. The transcript has 5 exons. The record is from RefSeq and is a predicted model, not a curated record. Gene Ontology annotation, cellular component: plasma membrane. Gene Ontology annotation, biological process: transmembrane transport.